AUGUCUCGACAAAUAAACCAGCCCUCGAACCAGAUCAAGCUCACGAAUGUCUCCCUCGUGCGCCUCAAGAAGGGCAAGAAGCGGUUCGAGAUCGCCUGCUACAAGAACAAGGUCCUGGAGUGGCGCUCCGGCAUCGAGACCGACCUGGACAACGUCCUGCAGAUCCCAAACGUCUUCCUGAACGUGUCCAAGGGCCAGACCGCGCCCACCGCCGACCUGGCCAAGGCCUUCGGCAAGGACGUGCCCGUCAACGACAUCGUCCUCGAGAUCCUGAACAAGGGCGAGCUGCAGGUCGGCGAGAAGGAGCGCGCCGCGCAGCUGGAGCGCGUGCACAACGAGGUCGUCGGCAUCGUCGCCUCCAAGCUCGUCGACCCGCGCACCAAGAGGGUCUACACCACCGGCAUGAUCGAGAAGGCCCUGGACAUGCUGAGCCAGCAGGCGCACCAGGGCCAGGGCGACAACAACAACAAGUCCUCCGCCGCCGCCAGCGGCACCGCCACGCCCGCCGCGGCGGAGAACGGCGACGCCAAGUCCAGGCCCACCGUGCCGCCUGCUGGUGCCGCCGCGUCGUCGUCCAAGGAGCACGUCUGGACGGGCGUGACGACCACCAAGAGCGCCAAGAGCCAGGCCCUCGAGGCCAUCAAGGCGCUCAUCGCCAAGCAGCCCGUGCCUAUCGCCAGGGCGAGGAUGAGGCUGAGGAUCACCUGCUCGACCAACGUGCUGAAACAGGCCGUCAAGGCGCCCGCCGCAGAGAAGGGCAAGGACAAGAAGGGAGGCAAGGGGGACGACGAGGAUGGCGAGAAGAAGGCGCCUGGCACGGUCAAGGACAAGAUACUGGGCUACAUAGAACAGGUCGAGAACCAGGACGUGGUGGGCUCGGAAUGGGAGGUCAUGGGUUUCGUCGAGCCUGGAGCAUACAAGGGACUCUCGGACUUCAUAGCCAACGAGACAAAAGGACAGGGACGGGUGGAGGUCUUAGAUACGGCGGUUACGACGGAGGACGAUUGA
Molecule: messenger RNA, 1008 nt
Organism: Diaporthe amygdali
Lineage: Eukaryota; Fungi; Ascomycota; Sordariomycetes; Diaporthales; Diaporthaceae
Product: shwachman-bodian-diamond syndrome protein
Exons: 1
Coding region: 1-1008 (335 amino acids)
Biological process (GO): cytosolic ribosome assembly; ribosome biogenesis
Source: RefSeq, a predicted model, not a curated record